Molecule: messenger RNA, 1744 nt
Organism: Morus notabilis
Lineage: Eukaryota; Viridiplantae; Streptophyta; Magnoliopsida; Rosales; Moraceae
Product: probable 28S rRNA (cytosine-C(5))-methyltransferase
Exons: 13
Coding region: 4-1533 (509 amino acids)
Biological process (GO): rRNA base methylation
Cellular component (GO): nucleolus
Molecular function (GO): methyltransferase activity
Source: RefSeq, a predicted model, not a curated record
GCCAUGGCGCGUACUAAGAGCGCAACGACGAAACGGUCCACAGCCGCCGGGAAGUCGGAGAAACAGCGCCGUACCAACGCUGAAAGGUCGGCGUUCUUCGCCCGGAGAGAGGCGGCUAAGGUAUUGCGGCUCGUUCUCCAAGGCGACGCUCGGCGCCGUGCCGUCGGCUCCAUCAAGUCGCUGGUCUACAGGCCCUCCGUGAGGAACAAGAAGGCAACUUUCGCUCUCGUGUGUCAAACCCUAAAACAUCUUUGUAUCAUAAAAGAAGUGUUGAAUGCUGAUGGCAUACUCAAUAGCAAGUGGAAGAAGCAAGAGGAGUUGGUUUAUAUAAUAGUGUACGACAUUCUUUUCGGACAGGCAAUUUUAUCUACUGGUGACGCGGAGAAGUUUCUGUCAGGCCGAAGAGAUGCUCUGGUGUCCGGUCUAGCUUCGCUUUUGAAGAGAAGAAAAGUAAAGAACGUCCAAGAGUUGAUAGCUCUUUAUCAAUCUCCAGAUAUUUCAAAGCCUCGUUAUGUUCGUGUAAACACUCUGAAACUAGAUGUUGAAUCUGCACGACUGGAACUGGAGAAACAAUAUUCGGUUCAAAAGGACGAGCUCGUCCCUGACUUGUUGAUACUUCCACCGGGUUGUGAUUUGCACAAUCAUCCCCUUGUUGUGAAUGGGAGUAUUUUUUUGCAAGGAAAGGCAAGCUCUAUGGUGGCAGCAGCGCUGGAUCCUAAGCCAGGAUGGGAGGUUCUUGAUGCAUGUUCUGCCCCGGGGAACAAAACUGUGCACCUUUCUGCUCUCAUGAGAGGGAAGGGAAAGAUUGUAGCAUGCGAGCUGAACAAAGAGAGGGUUAAACGUUUGAAUGACACUGUCAAACUCUCUGGUGCUUCUAAUAUAAAGGUUUUGCAUGGGGAUUUCUUAGGUUUAAAUGCAAAUGAUCCUUCGUAUUCUAAGGUCCGAGCCAUUCUUUUGGAUCCUUCCUGCUCUGGAUCUGGGACUGCUUCUGUGAGAUUAGACCAUCUGCUUCCUUCUUAUGCCGCUGGUCAGGCAGGCGAUGGUGGUGACGAGGAAAGACUGAACAGGCUUGCAGCUUUCCAGAGAAAGGCUCUUGAGCAUGCGUUAUCUUUUCCAGCAGUAGAGAGAGUCGUCUACAGCACUUGCUCUAUCCACCAGACUGAAAAUGAAGACGUCGUAAAAUCCGUUUUACCUCUUGCCACGUCCCAUGGUUUCCGUCUCGAAGCUCCAUUCCCUCGAUGGCAGCGGCGAGGCCUUCCGGUUUUUGAAGGAGCUGAAAAUUUGCUUCGGACGGAUCCCGUUGAGGACAAAGAGGGUUUUUUCAUUGCUCUUUUUGUCCGGGAGAACCACUCACAAAACCCCAAGGGACACACCAAAAGCAUACCUAGUAAAAGGAGAGAUGAAAGCAUUAACAAGAAAGAGUUUGUUGUUCCGCCAGUGUCAGCUAAAUUUUUUAAAUUGUGGUUAUACGCUCUGCUCAAUUAUCGGAAAACAUCCUUGUCAAGACGCGGCAUUUACAAGACAGUACAAUAAUGUAGUGGCAUUCCCUCUAGUUUUUAUUUAUUUAUUUUUUUUCUUUUUUGGGGAUUUACUCAUCUAUUCAUUUUCCAUCUCCAUCAUGAUUAUAGAUUUUGGUUUUCAAGUCAAUUGCUUUCAACUCAGUGAUCUGUUUAAAAUUAAGCAUUUCUCUGUCUGGAAAAUGAAUUGAAGCAAGAAUAAAAAGGGAAAUACUUUAUUUUUUAUU